AUGUCAAUCACAAAUAUUAUUUGGGCCAAAGGAUCCUCGGCGAGUGCCGGCUUGAACGACCUGGUGUUCCGCGACGCCGACUCCUGGGGAACCGGCUCCAACAUCACCACCACCCUCCUCAAUAACAAGAACGAGGAGAAGGCCUGCCACAUCCAGAACGCGUCCCCAAGCACUGCCAUGUCACGCCACCAGAAGGCGCACCGGUUAAAUCUGUGGGCGUCGACAGCCCAAGCCACCUAUCCGCUGUUUAUAUUGACUUAG
Haliotis rubra (blacklip abalone) is the source of this 261-nucleotide messenger RNA. Its product is annotated as 70 kDa neurofilament protein-like. The transcript is spliced from 4 exons. The record is from RefSeq and is a predicted model, not a curated record. NCBI's taxonomy places the organism in Eukaryota, Metazoa, Mollusca, Gastropoda, Lepetellida, Haliotidae. The coding region runs from base 1 to 261 and encodes 86 amino acids.